This is a messenger RNA of Trichoderma citrinoviride, 756 nucleotides long. RefSeq names its product putative polyketide synthase. The transcript is spliced from 2 exons. Lineage: Eukaryota; Fungi; Ascomycota; Sordariomycetes; Hypocreales; Hypocreaceae. Gene Ontology annotation, molecular function: fatty acid synthase activity. The annotation marks the transcript as partial. Gene Ontology annotation, biological process: secondary metabolite biosynthetic process; fatty acid biosynthetic process. The record is from RefSeq and is a predicted model, not a curated record.
GAAUGCCAUGGCACGGGAACACAGGCAGGUGACUGGCAAGAGCUUCAAGCCAUCUCUCAGACCAUUGCAUCGGCCCGCACUGUUGACAACCCCGUUCUAGUGGGCUCUGUCAAGACAAAUAUUGGUCAUCUUGAAGGUGCAGCUGGAAUUGCCGGUUUGAUCAAGGGAGUCCUAGCUUUGGAACGGGGCCGUGUACCUCCAAACAUCAACUUCAUCAAAGGGAACCCCAAGAUUGAUUUUGAGAACUGGAAGGUCAAGGUCCCGACUGAAGUAAUGGACUGGCCCAUCCCUGGCAUUCGUCGUGUCAGCGUCAACUCUUUCGGUUUUGGUGGUACAAAUGCCCAUGUCGUUGUAGACGAGGCGCCAGGCUAUCUUGCGGCAAAGGGAUUGGACGCAAAUCAUUCUUCUACCGACAUCGUACCAUCGCGAAUCAAUGCAACCUUGGCCGAGGAGAUACCCGAAGCCCGGUUGUUCUGUUACUCGGCAAGCGACAACGAUGGUGUCUCUCGCGUCAUGAAGUCUCACGCCCCUUUUCUCGAAUCAAUUCAGAACGAUACUGGAGACUCCUUGCGCAACUACUCAUAUACCCUUGGCUGCCGUCGAUCCAACCUCGAAUGGAAAGGAUUCAUUGUGGCUGAAUCUGCAAAGGACCUCCUGGGAAAAAUUCAAACUUUCAACACAGGCUCCCUUGCACGCUCGUCACUUAAGAAGCAAACCAGGCUAGCCUUCAUCUUCUGUGGGCAGGGCGCCCAAUGG